Messenger RNA from Phlebotomus argentipes, 5220 nucleotides. Its product is annotated as (E3-independent) E2 ubiquitin-conjugating enzyme. The transcript has 7 exons. Lineage: Eukaryota; Metazoa; Arthropoda; Insecta; Diptera; Psychodidae. The coding region runs from base 110 to 3922 and encodes 1270 amino acids. The record is from RefSeq and is a predicted model, not a curated record.
GGUUAGUUGGGGCAAAACGUCAAAGUCGUGCAUCACAUUUUCAUUGAAAAAUUGCAGAAAAAUCUAAUGUUUUAUUUGUGCAAAAACUGACGAUAAAUCCAGGCAAAAGAUGGCUCACGGCGAUGCGACGAACAACCUCUACUUCUAUGAGGACGAGGUGUACCGGAUUGAUCAUCGUGGCCGCGUGAAGUUUGGCCUCGUGAUGGAGAACUUCGAGGGCACUCCGUCAGACACGGAGGAGUUUGCCUUGACCAAGGGCGAGGUGCGGAUCAUCUGGCAUCCGGACGGCAAGGAGCAGGUGCUCAACGAGAGCCAGGUGGGCCUCGCGGACAGAACACUGAUGCCGGGCGACGUGGUGAGGCGGUUGGUGCCGGGCAAAGACACCCAGCAUGGCUACUGCCAGGAAAUCUCCGUCCGGGCGGAUGUUAAGGUCGUGGGGUCGCGCUUUGUCAUCAAGAACAUCAACGCGGAGCGACUCCGGCCACUGGUGACGGUGUUCCGGGACAAUGCUGUGUGCCUGGACUCGUGGGUGGGCAGCACGAAGUCCGUGAACGAGAAGUUGGUGCUGAGGUCUGCUUGUGGAUCAGUGCUCGAGAUGCGCCCAGAGCCGGACUACUGUCCACUGAAGGAUGCCGAGAGCAAAGGCAGGAAUGGCUUGUUCUCCAGCACGCUCUUCUACCCAGGCCAGGUGCUCACGGGUCCCGUGAGCGCGCUGGACAACGCCAAGUGGCUGGUGACAUCGCACGAGAUGCGCUCGAGCCGGAAGCACAAGACGUGCGAUCGGAAGUUCGUGGUGCAGACGGUGGAGCUCGAGGGCGUGCUGGUGAACUGGCAGUGCAAGGCGUUGAGCGAGGAGAACGGCGUCGCCGGGAUUCAACAGCCGAAGCGCUAUGUCACUGGCGAGGACCUGAAGCGCCUGAAGCGGCUGAAUCUCUUCGAGUCGUGCAUGCUGCAGAUCAACGACAAGAGCCACCUGAAGAUCGCCGAGGGAGACGCAAUAGUGCGGAAGUCGCAGUGGAAGCGCGAGCAGUGUGGCAAGUUCAAGAUCAUCCAGCAGCAGCAGAGACGGGACGAGGUCAGACUGCAGCGGCCAUGUGAUACAGUUAAACUAACUACAACCGAAUGUGAUUUAGAUAAUACGACAAACACCGUUAUUGAAUGUGAUAGGAGCAAGUUGUGCCCGGACGCGAAGGAGAGAAAUGAGACUGCCGUGCCAUGUGACGAGUGGCAGACGGACAACGAAGAGACAGACUCACGGUCGGACAGUGAGAGUGUCACCACGCUAUCCUCGUGCUCCAGCAAUACGCCCAAGGGCAGCCCGAAGCGCUCUCCGCUGCUGGCGAAGAAGCUGAAGCGCUUCCGGAAGCGUCGCACCACGCCGGCCGUGGAGGCGCAAGUGCCGCAGGUGGGGCAGGAUCGCGUCACGGAGGCUCUGGUGGUGUACAGCACGGUGACGGUGGUGUGGCAGGACGGCACCAUCGAGCACGGCAUUCCAUCCACACAACUCUACCCUAUUCACUACCUCGACGACCACGAGUUCUUCCCCGGUGACUUCGUGCUGUCCGGGAAUGAGAACGACGAGAUCUACCGGCGGGACUACGGCGUGAUCCAGACUGUGGAUCACUUUGGACGCACCGCGCGCGUGAAGUGGUUCCGCACGUACACGUGCGUAGAGGAGCCCACGCCCAAGUACAUGGGUGAAUCCGAGGUCAGCGUGUACGAUCUGAAAGACCACCCGGACUUCCAGUAUCGGCCCGGCACGAUUGUCAUCCGCGUGGCGAAUUUUGUGGGCGAGGAUGCGACGUGCACGGCGGGCCAGGUGGUGGACAACUAUCCGGAAGGGCGUGUGAAAGUGUGGUGGGUGGAUGGACACCAGAGCAUGUGCUGGCCGCAGGAUCUCUUCGAGGUGGGACAGUACGAGACGGGCAGCGCGCUGUGGGACAAUGACGACUCGGAGAAUUCCUGGGAGACAGAGAGCGAGGUGAGCGAAUUGGGUGGCUCUCCCAUGAAUGAAAUCUCCAAGCCAAAACUCGUCCACAAUCUGGAGCGUGCCCGCAUCGCAAUGGCACGCCUGGAGGAGCUCUUCAACAUGAAUCCCGCGCUGCAGAAUCAAUCGGUCAUGCGAACUCUUUUGGGUGUGUACAAGAAGUGUCGCUUCCUGGAUCGUCUCAUGAAGACCACUUUCUUCCAUGAGAGUCACUUCAUGGGCCUCUUGGAAAGGGUUCGCCGUGGAAGUUCUACGGCUGAGCGCGUGCAAGAUCAGGUCAACAGACUAUUUACACCAUCUUCACCGCCAAAGAGUGUCGGAGUGGCUGAGAUACUGAGUCCAAUGCCCAGGGAAGAGUUGCCUCAGAUUCCCGUGAUGAAGAAGAACUCCUUGCAAGCGGCUAAGUCACAGUCACAGAGCCACGAUGACUGCAGCAGCUUCAGCUCAACCAGCAAAUCUCUGGGAUCUUCGGGUGUGGACACGAGUCGUAUGUCAGGGUCGCCAAUGAAGAAUGCCAGUCAUCUCUCGUCGUCUGCAGAGAACUGGGAUUCCAGUGAGCACGAUUACCACACGAAGCUCAUCAGCUGUGUGGUGACCAACAUCGACAUGGCCAUGCAGGAACCAAAGCUGUCUGCCAGUCACAGUGGGCGGAUGAAGGAGUUUCAUGAUUCGGGAGCCUUUUCUCGGACUGAGGGCGCCGAGGGUGGCAGCUCUAUUGACACGUGCGUCAGUUCUUACAACGAUCUCACCCUUUCAGCCAAUGGUUUCCUCAAGACGGACGAUGAUCUCAAGUCUCAGUCCUGCACCAGCAUUGAGUUGGUGGAUGAAGUGCCAGAUUUUGUGUGCGCCAAGCUUUGCGCUCUGCUAAAAGCUAAACUGGUCAUUGCAUUGCAAGAAAUGAACAACCGCUUCAGUCAACCCGCGAAUGGUCUCAGCGAAGUGAUCGUCGAGGAGUGCGAAAUUUGUAUGCCAGGAAACGAUGUUGUCACUCAAGCAAGUCUGGAUGGGGAGAUUUCCUGUGAUGAAUCAAUGGUUGCGGUUGAAGAUCUGAACUGUUCGAUGAGCGAUAGUGAAGUGACUGCAAUGUCAACAGUCCCGGUGCCUUCUGAUUGCUUUGUCAUCCUCGAUUCUGCACCAAACACGCACAAGUACCAUCUGACUAUUUUCCAUCCCACGAAUCCUCAGCAGUUCUUCCGGGCUGUCCAGAGAGAGCACAAGUUGCUGAGGACAGCACUGCCUUCAGGCGUUUGGGUGCGGGCCUUCGAGGACAGAGUUGAUCUCUUCAGUGUGAUGAUUGAGGGUCCGAAGAACACACCCUACGAAGACGGAAUGUUCUUAUUUGACAUCCAACUGAGCGAUGAGUAUCCUCUAAUGCCGCCACUCUGCUACUACAUCAGCUACUGCUCAGACCGUCUCAAUCCCAAUCUGUACGAGGAUGGGAAAGUUUGCGUCUCAUUGCUGGGCACGUGGUCAGGACGUGGAUCUGAAACGUGGGGCCCUGAUAGUUCGCUUCUGCAAGUGAUUGUGUCAAUUCAAGGAUUAAUCCUGGUUGCUGAGCCUUACUAUAACGAAGCCGGAUAUGAGAAGCAGAAGGGCACCCAACAAGGCAUGGAGAAUUCGCGAAUGUACAAUGAGAUGGCAGUCAUAAAGCUGGUGCAGUCAAUGACAAAACUAAUGUGUUCACCGCCAGCGAUCUUCAAGGAGCAAAUUGUGCGGCAUUUUGAAGAAAAAGGUUUCGCCAUGUACGAGAGAAUUAAGAGUUGGCUGGAUUUGUCCAUGGAGAUUGAAAAAUCAACGGCUAAAGUUGAUCCUGCAAAAUUGGACGUAGCCAAACCUGAUUUUCCAUUAAUUCCGGCAAGUCGUGGCUUUUGUCUCACACUAGUGAACUUACUAGAGAGUUUUCGGAAGAAGUUAGAGACGAUACGUGAGCAUUAACCAAUUUUGGUCCAUUUGAAGCCCACCUUUUUAUUUACCGUAAAAAUUCGUAGGUGAUAGUGAAUUGAAGGACACAAGAAAAUGAAAAAAAAAAUAUAUAUAUUUCUAUACUUGAAGGAUAAAGAAAGGAAAGAAAAACAUUACGAUUAUAAAACCCACUUUUUGGCAUUCCACGAUGAAUUGCAUUCAUCAUUAAGCUUCCCUCCAACACAUGUGAAGUAAUAAUUGCAAAGAAUUUAGAAAUAUAAUAUGCAAUAUGAUUAUAGUGAAGUGAAAAAAAAACAUUAAAAGUCGUUCUGAAAUUUUUAGAUAAUAAAUUGAAUUGUUGAAAUUUGAAUUACAUAUACAAAAAAAGACAUAUAUGAAGAAAAAGAAAUUAUUGUAUUGGAAGAAUAACAUGAAUUCUUGUUGCCGUCCCAAGGAUUUCCUCAUUUCUCAUCAUUGUACAUUGUUUCCUAUCAUUUUGUCUUUUAAUUUUAAGAGAUUUAGGUGUUUUUAUGUAGAUACAUUAUGUAUAGUUGUUAAUCUCUAAUUUUUUUCACUACGAUAUACAUAAAUACAAUUACGUUAUACUCAGUAAUAGUAGUUAAUAGUGCUAUUGAUAGAUUGUAGAAGAAGACAUUUAAGAAUCCUGCAUUGAAGUUUACAUGUAAUCAUAUUGACUGAAUUUACUACUUUCUCUAAGUUAACAUGGAUUUAUUUGCUAGGCCCUAGCGAAAAUGAUAGCACAAAGCUCAAACUUCUUAAACUACAUGAUAAAUAAUAAUUUACAUAACAAUACACACAAGAAAGAGAGAGAAAGAGAGGGAGAAGAAGAAGAAAACUUAGUCAUGUUGCUUUAAAAUGAAAAUAAUGAUGUCAAAGAAAAUAGAAAACGGUUUUAACUGUUAAUAUAGAUUUAGAAAGAAAGAAAUCCAGUAGAAAUAUGACAAAAUAUUCAAUAUUUCGCGUGAUCAAUCAUUAUUAAAUUCCUUCUAAUCUGCCUGUCAAGUACUUUUUUCCAGUUUAAUUGUGCAUAAUUUGAAUAUAUAAUAUGUCACGAGAAGCAAAUGAAAAAAAAAAUCUGAUAUUUAAUCAAAUGCGGUGCCUCAUGAAUUACAUAAGUAUUGUAAGGAAACUAUGCGAUGAAAAAUACUCUGUAAAAUAUGGGUGGAUGAGAGGAGAAUAAAAUAAAAUUGAGAGAGAGUGAGAGGAUGAUCUUAAAAUAUUUGAAAAUCUACAACAUGAGAGUAAUAAUAAUGCAUUUAGUUUUGUUGAAAUAUUGUGCUAAAGAGUCCACACAAUUCCUAUAUUUGAAA